CUGUCCUUCCGCGGCCGCAGCCACAGCCUGGUCCCCGAGAUGCGAGCGCCAGCGGCCGCGCCGCCACAGCUCCGGGUCCCUGCGGACGCCUCCCUCCGGCGCGUUUGAGCCUCCGCGUCCUGCCGGCCGGGGCCCAGGACGAUGAUCCCACCGGGGGAGUGCCUGUAUGCCGGGAGGAAAAGAAGGAAGCCCAUUCAGAAACAGAGGCCCGCCGUGGGCGCCGAGAAGUCAAACCCUUCCAAGCGGCACCGGGACCGCCUCAACGCCGAGCUGGACCACCUGGCCAGCCUGCUGCCGCUGCCCCCCGACAUCAUCGCCAAGCUGGACAAGCUUUCGGUCCUGCGUCUCAGCGUCAGUUACCUCAGGGUGAAGAGCUUUUUCCAAGCCCUGCAGGAGAGACGCGCGCGGCAGCCGGCGGCCGGUGCCCCCUCGCCGGGAGACAGGGGUCCGCACGGAGGGUCCGGAGGCUCUGCUGUGCUGGAGGGAAGGCUGCUGCUGGAGUCCCUCCAUGGCUUUGCUCUAGUCGUGAGUGCAGAAGGAAUGAUAUUCUACGCCUCAGCCACGAUCGUGGACUAUCUGGGCUUCCACCAGACGGACGUGAUGCACCAAAAUAUUUACGACUACAUCCACGUGGACGACCGCCAGGACUUCUGCCGGCAGCUGCACUGGGCCAUGGACCCUCCCCAGGUGGGCUGUGGGCAGCCCCUGCUCUCAGAGACAGGAGAGGACGCGGUCCUAGGGAGGCUGCUUCGGGCCCAGGAGGGGGGCUCGGGCUCCCCCACCGAGUACUCUGCCUUCCUGACGCGCUGCUUCGUCUGCCGCGUGCGCUGCCUGCUGGACAGCACCUCGGGCUUCCUGACGAUGCAGUUUCAAGGAAAACUAAAAUUCCUGUUUGGACAGAAGAGGAGGGCGCCGUCGGGAGCCGCCCUGCCCCCUCGGCUCUCCCUGUUCUGCGUCGCGGUGCCCGUUUUCCUGCCUCCCGCGGCGGAGAUGCAGAUGAAGAGCAUGUUUCUGCGGGCGAAGCACAGGGUGGACGUCUUGGCCACGCCCGACACAAAAGCAAAAACUGCCGCAGGUCUCUGUGAAUCAGAAUUGCACGGAAAAUCCAGUUACUUAGCAGGGAGGAGCAGCGGAGAAAACGGCCUUUCUAUGUUCAGGGCGCCAGCAGACGCCUGCCGCUGGGGCCGGGUUGCGGCCCGGGCCCCGUGCCUGUGCCUCCGGGGUGGCCCUGACCUCCUCCUCGACCCCGAGUGGGCUGCAGAGGACGGGGGAGCAGAGGAGCUUGGGGGGGUGUCAAGGAGCCCCACCUGCCUGAGGGAGCUGAGGGACCUGCCCCCCUAUGGCUGCCGCCUCGAGACACCGGGACCCACGAAGCACCUGAACUGGACGACAGGGAGGCACGGUCAGGAUGACAGCGCCAAACCGAAGCCGGAGCCCGGCAAGGGUGACCCGUUCCCGACCGGCCCAGCCCGUGGCACCUACCUGCCCUACCCGGGCGCGCAGGGCACCGUCCAUGCUGUCAGGAGUUCACCAGGCUCUCACCCGCCAAAGCCUCCCCCCGGGGCCUGCGUUGGCCGGAGCAGCAGAGCCUGGCGGGAUGGCCACCAGGGCCAGGCGCCCCCUCCCACCAGCUGCCCCUUCCCCCAGGGGAGCCUGGAGGACGGGGUCCCUCGGCCAGGAGGGCAGCGUCUCCCAGCGGGGCGCUAUCCCACGGAGGACAAGCUGCGAGGCGUCCCGAUGCCCCCGGGAGCCCCGUGUAACCCCGUGGCGUCCCUCGAUGUGCCCGUCAAGAUGGAGAGUGACUCUGGGUCCGAGGACGCGGCGGAUGGCUACUCCGUGUCCCCGAGCCAGCUGUGGCUGGGGGCCAGCGACAUGGCCAAGAGACAGCUGGUCACUUUCCCGACCAGGAUGCACCUGAAGACGGAGCCAGGCUCCAGGCACCCCCUCUACAGCCCAGCCCUGGGGCCCGGCCUGCUGGGGGCCCACCCCAGGCCGGGCAGGGAGCUGGCCCCGGGGCCCCCCGCACACUGCGCCUGCCUGGAGCCUCCGCCCCGCCUCUGCGCGCGUGGCCACCAGCCCCCCAGCCUGGGCUGCGACUGCCGGGCCCCCGGGCCCACGCCCGUGGUCAAGCUCGAGCCCCUGGACUCGCCCCCGUGGGCGGCUCACAGCCAGGGUGGGGCGCCUGGGAUGAUCCCCAGGAGCGCCUUGGCGACACGGAUGCCGCCCAGAGACCCCGAGGGCACCUUCCUGCUGUAGCGCGGGCGCCGCUCAAGGCUGACGUCUGUCCUGGGCGGGGCGUGCGGGAGCGGAUCCUGUGUCUCCUCAGACGUCACUGCGGCUCUUCAGUGCAGAGUGGCCUUCUGCUCAGGUGUGACUGCAUUUCCCUCCUAGGGAGCAGAGUUUCUCAGAAAGAGGCCAGAGGGAGCCGGGCUGCCUGGCGGGGCCUCGUGGGGUGCUCUGAGUGGCGACCGGUGACCCGGCCCGAGUGCAGGUCCAGCCCCAUCCCCUUCCCGGCCUCCCUGACGCCUCCAGGGAGCGGACCCCGGGGAGCCGCACCCUGGGGGCCCCCCUGCAAAGACAGCAAAUUGGGAAUAAAGCUCCCGGAGCGGCAGGUGACCACGUGCCGUUCCCGGCAGGAGUCUAGAAGUUCCCGGCGGAAGAGGCUGUCAGUGCCGGGCCUGCGCUUCACUACAACGUCCAGCGUGUGUCCGAGACACUGGCCGCUGAGGCCGGAUCCCGUCCAGUUCUUCCGGGAGCCUCUCGGGUGUUGUCACUGGGCCACUAAAGGUGGUUCACGCUCAUCUGCCUCGCAGUACAUCACGUAGCCUAGUCUGCAGGGUCUGGAUUUGGAAGUCUAGAGAAGUACGAAGUGUAGGGAAAGGCACGCGUUCGUCCAGUUGUCUGGCUGUCCUGCUGACUCUCUGCAGGUCUUCAGGUGAGAUGCCAGUCAUCAUCCCAGGAGGAGUUAUUAGAGACAACAGGUAAUGUUCUAUAAAAAAGGAAAAAUUGGGGGACUUCCCUGGUGGUCCAGUGGUUAAGACCCCGCACUUCAAAUGCAGGGGGCACGGGUUCGAUCCCUGGUUGGGGAACUAAGAUCCCACAUGCCGCGCAGCAGGGCCAAAAAAGAGAAGAAAGGAUUGUGAAGGUAACACAUUCUGAAUGUAGGAGAUCUGGAUGCAAAAGAAUAAAUUAGAAAGUGCAGGUCACCCACAGUCACGAGGGAUGGCUUGUCGCUGAGGGUGAAGUUCACCGCCCCUUCCGGGGUGACCCCACCCCACGGGUGCAGUUAGUUCAGGACACGACACCAGGGGACAAAAUCACCACCGAGCAGGAGGAAGCUGGCCGGAGAUGCCCUCGUGCUGGGGCUGAGACCUCUCCUCCUUACGGACGUGAGCAUCUGUCCUCAGUCACCUCCCCCAGGAGUCUCGGGACGAGCGGGAGCCCUGGAGUGGACUUGCAGCCCCAGCACGUUCAGUGAGGGGUCUUUGCCUCUGUCAUCUGUGGCUCUGGGGUGUCAGUGUUCAGCUCCUGAGUUAAUGCUGAAGGUGUCUGCUAAAUGCAUGGUCACCUUGUCAGACUCCGGACUGGGGCGGCGGGCCUGGGUCUUCUGGACACUUAGGCACACGCUGCGUGCCCAUGCCCCUCAGCUGCCUGCUUCGUGGAAGGGCUUCCCCUGGGGGGCGUGGUGGGGCUGAAGGUCUCUCCCCAGACUGACAGAGGUUCCCCAGGGUUGGGAGUCAUCAGUUUGUGGCCUGGGAUCCCCACGGUCUGCUCCGCGGCCCGCUCAUCUCUGCCCAGCCCCCGGGGGGCCUGGCACAAGCGACACUGGUGCUGCGCUGUUCCACCUCCCUCGGCAGUCUCCCCCUCCCCUGCUGUGAAGGCAGCACAGCCACCCGUCAGGACCGCCCGCUUCCCACACUCAUGCCCGCCGGCUCAGCGCCCCUCUCCUGGAUCUCACACUGAGCCCAGCACACCUGAUAGGUUUCAUCCCUAAGACAAGGGGUGGAACUUUGGAAACUUCCUCCUUCCCUUCUGUUCAAGCCAAGUGUCCAGCUCCUCGUGUGGGCAGCCCUGUACCAUCUCUCAGAAGUAACUGUCAGCCUCUCCAGAGCUCCCUCUGCAGAGGAAGGGUCCGCGACGUCACCCCCAGCACGGGGGUGGGUCCUGGAGUGCACCGGGGCACCCUCGAGCGUGACGCCUUCCCUUUCCAUCUCAGGGUACAGUAGACAGGUGUACCGCAUGCGUGUAACACGUAACUGGGAAAACCCUCGACAGAAAAGAUGGAAUUGAGAGACACUGUUGCAUUUUGCACACUGUAGCCAGCUCCCAGCAUAACCAAAGAAAGCUGCUGGCUGACGGACACGCAGCUGUCCCCGCCCACGAGGGCCACGGCGCCUGAACGGGCAGGUGCACCACUCUCCUGGGACCACAUGCCCCGGUUGGUCACGGCAGAUGGGCAGACGAGUCACGCUUUGCUGAUGUAGAAUUCAGCAUCUGGACGUCAGCGCUGCACAUCUGGUGUUCCAGAGGUGCCGUCAUGCUUGGGGCCCAGGUCCCGACCUGCUGGGUCGGUGGCAACAAGACGUCCCUCGGUCAGCACUUUUGUUAUUUUACAGCCAUGCCCCUCCUGAAAAAUUGUGUGGGGAAGGUGAUGAUGGAAUGUAGAAGGUCAGAUGUGGUCAUUUCUGUAGACGUGGCCAUUCCUGCUUUAAAACGUCAUUACCAGUACUAAUUACGGGCUUAUAUUUUCUGUUGUCUGUAGCUUUUGCUUAUAUAGCUGAAAAAAUAUUAAAGUCAAAUAUGAUGUAGGAAUGGGAUGAAAGGGAGGAGAUAAGCACAAAUUAUAUUUUAUAUUUUUGUAAUUUCUACUGGAUGAAAAAGUUUUCAAUAUCUAGACUGACGCUGAAUUUUUAAAAAUGGGUACACUAUAAUGUAACUUUUUGUACUGUUUUCUCAGUGCCUUUAGAAAGAGCUUUCAAAUACAUUUCUGAUACUGGGGUUUGUAUUAAAUUUGCAAUAUUGAUGUAAAAUAAAUCGUAUGUUAGUACACCUUUAC
This is a messenger RNA of Hippopotamus amphibius kiboko, 5056 nucleotides long. RefSeq names its product aryl hydrocarbon receptor repressor (gene AHRR). Bases 142 to 2256 code for a protein of 704 amino acids. Lineage: Eukaryota; Metazoa; Chordata; Mammalia; Artiodactyla; Hippopotamidae. Gene Ontology annotation, biological process: regulation of transcription by RNA polymerase II. Gene Ontology annotation, molecular function: nuclear receptor activity; protein dimerization activity; transcription cis-regulatory region binding. Gene Ontology annotation, cellular component: aryl hydrocarbon receptor complex; nucleus. The transcript is spliced from 11 exons. The record is from RefSeq and is a predicted model, not a curated record.